Lolium rigidum is the source of this 1195-nucleotide messenger RNA. RefSeq names its product ELL-associated factor 1-like. Gene Ontology annotation, biological process: positive regulation of DNA-templated transcription; regulation of transcription elongation by RNA polymerase II. NCBI's taxonomy places the organism in Eukaryota, Viridiplantae, Streptophyta, Magnoliopsida, Poales, Poaceae. The record is from RefSeq and is a predicted model, not a curated record. Gene Ontology annotation, cellular component: super elongation complex. Gene Ontology annotation, molecular function: transcription elongation factor activity. Bases 58 to 1023 code for a protein of 321 amino acids. The transcript is spliced from 4 exons.
GAUAAUACUCGCCGUCUCUAAUCCAGCGCUCGACCGAAGCGCCACAGCGGCGUGGGUAUGGCGAGCACCAACAGCGGUGAGCCGAGCUCUGCGCCGCAAGCGAACCGGUGGUACGAGCUCCGACUAGGGUCCUCCUGCAGCCACCCCUCCCCUACCGCCAAGUACUGCACGCUCCGCUAUGAAUUUAAGCCAGCAUCCAUUGAUAAGACUCAAGCUGGCUCUCUGCAGAAAAACAAAGAUAAUCGGGUAACUGUAGAAUUUCAUAACAAUCUGCCUGGCAAACCAAAAGUAACAUUUGAAGGAAACCAAGAAGAGUAUAAGGAUAAUGAUGGUGUCUUGUUUUUCGACGGUGAGACCUUUCGCUUGGAGCGAUUGCAUCGAGCUGUCAAGAGAUUAAGACAUGUCCGUGUUCCGGGAGAGUCUGCAACAACUUCCAUGGCAGCUACAACUAAUGGAAUGGGUGAAUCUCAUUCUCCUCCAUCAGCGAAAGCUGUCAAGUUGCCUGCGAUGAACAAGCCUUCUAUGCACUCAGUUCCGGUUGAGGUUGAGCGCAUUGAGAUUGGUGAACCUGAAAAUCCAGAACCAAGAAGCAACAACAGGAGCUCUACAUAUCAACCAGUCACUGCAGACCCAUUUUCCUUUUCACCUGAUCCAAAUGACCAAGAUGAAAACCUAGAUAUACUUGGUGAUGAUGACAAUGGCUCACCCAAUAAUAUGGCCACAGCACAAGGGACAUCUUAUCGCGGUUUUGACAUCAACUUACCAAAUCAGCUCGACAUGGAUGAUGAGGUUGCUGAUGUAGAUGUAAAUGAUGAAGCUGACGAGGGACUUAACGCAGCUGAGGCCCUGCGGGCUCAAGUCAAUGCAGAAGGCCAGCAGGUGGAGCACGCCUCCUCUAGCUCUAGCGGGAGCGGGAGCAGCAGCAGCAGCAGUGGGAGUGGGAGCGGAAGUGGGAGCAGCAGUAGUGAUAGUGACGGCAGCGAUGGCGAUUCAGCCAGCUCGGGAGGGGAUGUUGAUAUAUGAGUUUCAGGCUGCCGAACUUACUUGCUGUGUAUGGUUCGCAGUUUUUACAGCAUUACAAAAUGAGCUGCUAGUUGAUGCUUCACUAAGAUGAUACUACUAGUGACGAUAACUAAAUCUGAAUUGUACUACAACUGUUGUGAACAACUAUGUUAUAAUUUAUCUGUAACCUCAA